This is a messenger RNA of Calliphora vicina (urban bluebottle blowfly), 649 nucleotides long. Its product is annotated as tRNA-specific adenosine deaminase 2. Gene Ontology annotation, biological process: tRNA wobble adenosine to inosine editing. The record is from RefSeq and is a predicted model, not a curated record. Bases 56 to 541 code for a protein of 161 amino acids. The transcript has a single exon. Gene Ontology annotation, cellular component: cytoplasm; nucleus. Gene Ontology annotation, molecular function: tRNA-specific adenosine-34 deaminase activity. Lineage: Eukaryota; Metazoa; Arthropoda; Insecta; Diptera; Calliphoridae.
UUGUUUAAAUUUGUAAGACAAAAUAAAAUAAAUUUAACCCAAACACACUUUAAUCAUGGCAGUUGAUGACUUUAUGGAAGAGGCAUUUGCAGAAGCUCGCCAAGCUCUGGCCUCCGGCGAAGUUCCAGUGGGCUGUGUUUUCAUAUACAAUGGUGCCAUUAUAGCUCGUGGUGGUAAUCAAGUUAAUGCAACUAAAAAUGCCAGCCGCCAUGCUGAAUUCAUCUGCAUCGAUCAGGUCUUGCAAUACUGCUCAUCAAAUAAGUUGAAACAUUCAGAAGUUUUUCCACACAUUUCAGUCGUAGUAACAGUGGAGCCAUGUAUAAUGUGUUCGGCGGCUUUGCAUGAUCUGAGAGUUAAAGAAAUCGUUUAUGGUUGUGCUAACGAUCGUUUUGGUGGUAAGACAGUAGUUGAUGUGCCACUAGUUGUGGGUCACCAUUUGAAUAUUAAAGGUGGUUUGAGGGCCGACGAGGCCAUGGAGUUGCUUAAAGAUUUUUAUAAGGGCGAAAAUCCAUCGGCGCCUAUGGCAAAAAGUAAACGGUGAUUUUAGUAUAGGUACAUAGUUAUUAUUUAUAUUAUAAGUGAAGUAGUUUUAUAUACAAUAAAUAAAACGGGCAUUUUCCUUUGAUACUUUAUAGACAACUAACUAAAA